AUGAGCAAAGCCUGUACAUUCUAUCAAAAACAUGGUUUUGUGAAAGGUGAAAUCCAUCGUUUUUCACUCGAUGGAUUAAAUGUUGAAAAACCUAUACAAUACAAAGAACAUUUCUGGGAAAUUCUUCCAAAGCCGUUUAUUUUCAAACCUCAAGAUAUAAUACCCGAAGAAGAUCAACAACGCAUGAAAUUACCACCAGCGAACUCGAAAUAUUGCUAUGAACAACAUUUCUUUCUUGAAUUGUAA
Messenger RNA from Rotaria sordida, 246 nucleotides. The record is from the annotation of a GenBank genome assembly. Lineage: Eukaryota; Metazoa; Rotifera; Eurotatoria; Philodinida; Philodinidae.